AUGGUAUACCACAACAGGAGUGUUCUUCACCCAGCCACAUUUUUUCUCAUUGGAAUCCCAGGUCUGGAAAAGGUCCAUGCCUGGAUCUCUCUGCCUUUCUGCUGUAUCUACCUUGUGGCUUUAAUAGGCAAUGCCACAAUUCUGACAGUCAUCAAGGCAGAGAAGUCUCUCCGAGAGCCCAUGUUCUACUUUCUGGUCAUCCUUUCAACAAUUGAUUUGGCCCUUUCUACAACCUCUAUACCUCGCAUGCUGGGUAUCUUCUGGUUUGAUGCUCAUGAGAUUAACUUUGUAAGUUGUGUCGCUCAGAUGUUUUUGAUUCAUACCAUCACUGGCAUGGAGGCUGAAGUCCUGAUGGCCAUGGCCUUUGACCGUUAUGUGGCCAUCUGUGCUCCACUCCAUUACACAAGCAUCUUGACAUCUCGCGUGCUGGUGGGCAUCAGCAUGUGCAUUGUAAUUCGUCCAGCUCUGAUCACAUUCCCCUUCAUCUAUCUCAUUUACCGCCUACCUUUCUGUCAGGCUCGGAUAAUGGCCCAUUCCUACUGUGAGCACAUGGGCAUUGCCAAAUUGUCCUGUGGAAAUAUUCAUGUCAAUGCUGCCUAUGGGCUCUUUGUAGUCUCCCUCUUUCUUCUGAACCUGGUUCUUAUUGGCAUCUCUUACGUUCACAUUCUCCGUGCCGUCUUCCGUCUCCCAUCACAGGAUGCACGGCUGAAGGCUCUAAGCACGUGUAGUUCUCAUGUUGCAGUCCUCUGCAUUUUCUAUAUACCAUCCCUCUUCUCCUUCCUUACUCAUCGAUUUGGACACAAAAUACCACAGUACAUUCACAUUUUGGUUGCAAACCUCUAUUUGGUUAUUCCACCUUCACUUAAUCCCAUUAUUUAUGGUGUGAGGACCAAACAGAUACGAGAGAGAGUUCUUCAUGUGUUUACCAAAAGAUGA
Molecule: messenger RNA, 936 nt
Organism: Marmota flaviventris (yellow-bellied marmot)
Lineage: Eukaryota; Metazoa; Chordata; Mammalia; Rodentia; Sciuridae
Gene: Or52j3
Product: olfactory receptor family 52 subfamily J member 3
Biological process (GO): G protein-coupled receptor signaling pathway
Cellular component (GO): plasma membrane
Molecular function (GO): G protein-coupled receptor activity; olfactory receptor activity
Source: RefSeq, a predicted model, not a curated record